This is a messenger RNA of Bipolaris zeicola 26-R-13, 171 nucleotides long. RefSeq lists its product as uncharacterized. The transcript is spliced from 2 exons. The record is from RefSeq and is a predicted model, not a curated record. Bases 1 to 171 code for a protein of 56 amino acids. NCBI's taxonomy places the organism in Eukaryota, Fungi, Ascomycota, Dothideomycetes, Pleosporales, Pleosporaceae.
AUGAAGAGCGUUAGCGCAAGCGAUGAGGAGGCUGGCACAGAGAGCGAGUACAACGACAGCGACAUAGAGGGCAUAGUUAAUAGCAACAACGACGUGGUAGUGCCGCAGCGACAGCCGCGCAGCGCUGUACUGGCUGAUAAGAUAAAGGAUACCCGUAAGCUGUUUAAGUAG